GAGAGAGGCGGAGUCGGUGCUGUCCCGGCUGUUCGCAUUCCCCGGUUCCCGCUCUGCCAGGUUCUGCGCGGGAAGGGCGUGAUUCUUGCCUGUGGAAACCUGGGGAUAGGGUUAUUUCUGAUGCCCGCCCUCCUAGAGGUGGGAAGUGGGGUCGUCAGUGAUCGCCGCCGCCUUCGCCAGGCCGCCUGCCGCGCGAGGCUGAGAAUGAAUGUUUACUUCCCGGGCUGCGUCACUUUCCCUUGUCAGGGCCCCCACCUGUCGGAAGAGGGGUCCCUCCGAUUACCGCCGAGACCCGUUCUGGUGCUGGCGACCUGGCCCCCCUGCGGAGAUCCUGGCCGCAGCGAUGUUUCACUUCUUCAGGAAGCCUGUGGAACCGAAAAAGCCCUCGGCGUCAGACACGGAAGCAGAUGGGUUUGUCCUUUUAGGAGAGACAGAAAAUGAGCAGAGAUUGGCAGCAAGAGGUAAAACUUCAGAAGUAGAAGGCAACGAACCGACUGGCACAGAAAACGCAUCCAUUGUGACUGUGGCAGGCCCCGGGGCGGAAACCAAGGCAGGCCAGCCUCUGGAAAGCAGCUCGUUCAUGGCCGAGCUUCUGAGCGACGUGCCCUUCACGUUGGCCCCGCACGUGCUGGCCGUGCAGGGCACCAUCAGUGACCUUCCAGACCACCUGCUCACCUGUGACAUCGGCGAAAACUUAUCACGGUUUUGGUAUGAUUUUACUCUUGAAAAUUCAGUGCUCUGUGAUUCAUAGUUUUUAUAUUUGUACCUUAACAGCUUUAAAAAAAAGUUUGCCAUUGUAUUUAACGUGUUUGAUGUUCUUUGCCAUUUCACUGUCUAAAUGCCCUCAGAAAAGCAAGGAUCAUAAAGUAUGUUCAUUGCUCUGUUUUUCAGAAUAAAGUACAUUUGUAUAAAAACUGAGCUUAAGUUCUACUUCCUUUCUGCCAAAUAAUAAAUAUAAAAAUUAGGUAAUCAGAGUUUUAUGAAAGGAGUAGAUUCCUUCAACCAGGCUCUCAAAAUAUAACACCUCAAGUUGAUCUUAGCAGAACUGUGAAAAAGAGCGAUGGCAUUUUCCUUGGUUACCACAAGUCUGAAGUCUGCCCUGAGAGGGAGUGUGAAUGCUCUUCUCUGGUUUAGGGGAAGCUUGAGUUCAUAUUCUCUUUCUUCUUCCAGUGUCUAUGAAUAAGUUCAGGGGACAAAAAAAAAUUGUGCCAGUUAGCUUAAUUUCUUCAUUCUUGAUAUAGACACCGAUGUGGAAAUGGAAAACUUUUCCUAAAAAGCAGGGGGAUUUUGCUGAUACAAGAAUGCUCUGGCCGCUGUUUCUCUGAGUGAUGCAUUCAGUUUCCUUACACCCAUGGCAGUCCUUUGCACCUUGAGUGCGUUCCUGCCUUUGUUUUUGCCUGGAUGCUUCUACCGAGUGUGCUCCCUCAUCAGCUUCCCCAAGAACUCUCUCUGCUUCUGCCUCAGAGGGCAUCGAUGCUCCUGACCACACAGGGUCGCAGUUCAGGAAGAGAUCCACAUUUCCUUUCAACCUCUCUGCCUCCCAACGAAAAACAUCUCAUAAUGAUACAUUAUCGCUAACACCCUUAGUUAGAAAUUUAUUGGCCAUAAUACAAAUGGAAAUGCUUUACUGCUAGAAAAACUGAAGUCAACUCAUUUCUAAUUAGAGUAUAGGC
Messenger RNA from Myotis davidii, 1673 nucleotides. It is a transcript of the gene UMAD1, whose product is annotated as UBAP1-MVB12-associated (UMA) domain containing 1. The record is from RefSeq and is a predicted model, not a curated record. NCBI's taxonomy places the organism in Eukaryota, Metazoa, Chordata, Mammalia, Chiroptera, Vespertilionidae. The transcript has 4 exons. The coding region runs from base 209 to 751 and encodes 180 amino acids.